Molecule: messenger RNA, 384 nt
Organism: Striga asiatica
Lineage: Eukaryota; Viridiplantae; Streptophyta; Magnoliopsida; Lamiales; Orobanchaceae
Source: the annotation of a GenBank genome assembly
AAAACAAUGGCCAAAUCGUUGAGAUCGAAGAGAGAGAAGAGACUGAGGGCGGUAAGAAGAGAUCUCGUUGAGCCCAUUUACGACAAGAAAGAUGCCGCCAAGCUCGCCGCCCAGGAGGCCGCCCUCGCCGCCCCCAAGCUGCCGGUCAGGCCCUUUCCAUCCGCCAACAUGGACGUCGUCUCAACAUCAGUAACUAAUUCCGAUGGAUUAGAUGUGGAGAUGGUUGAUGGCAAUGAGAGCUCAAAAAUCUUGAAGCCUAUUGGGAAGAAGCUGAAGAAGAAGAUCAAAUUGGCCAAAAGGAAGCAUCACGGCAAAGGCAAGAUCAGGAAGAAGCACAAUGUAUAAGUCAUCCACGAAUAUGAUUUUUUUUUUCUUUUUUUUUUU